This is a messenger RNA of Sparassis crispa, 324 nucleotides long. RefSeq lists its product as hypothetical. Lineage: Eukaryota; Fungi; Basidiomycota; Agaricomycetes; Polyporales; Sparassidaceae. The coding region runs from base 1 to 324 and encodes 107 amino acids. The transcript has 2 exons. The record is from RefSeq and is a predicted model, not a curated record.
AUGGCAGGCUCUCUCGCUCUGCUGGUGGAAGCUGAGCAAUCCGGACUCUUACAGCCUACAUCGGACCGCCCAGAAUUGACCGCGCGCGCGCAUACGCCCGGUGGCAGACUCUCGGACCACUCAGGACUGACGGCGAGCAUACGCAGGCCCGGUGGCAGACUCUCUCGUUCUGCUGGUGAACGCCAUGUCCUCGGCAAGCGUUCUUCGUUCACUCUAUCAUGGGGGCGCGCCCUCGUACCCUCCGACGGUUUCUGCAGAAUCGAGUCCGUGACGUACAUGGAGGCCUCUUUCGCCUCGACGAAGUGCUCGAGCCACGUUGCAUAA